UCAUGACAUGAUACAAGGAAGCAUGGGAACUUUUUCGUCGGUGAAAGGAAGCGCACUGUCUUUCGCCUGCUUUUCCGCUGUCGUGAUGUACUUCAUCGCAGGUGCCAAAACAGCGAGGGUCGUUUACCCUAGGCUACUUGAAGAACGGUCGUCCGAUGGAGGAAUGAUGCUAAAGGUUCAUGAUGACUUGACCCUUAACCUGAGGAAAGGGUCGGUGGCGGCACGUGAACUGCGCGUCUUGACGGAAGAAAAUGGACGCCUUGUAACGCGAUUUUACAACGGGGAAGAUAUUGAGAGAAAUCUCUAUGAAGACGAAGAGAAGAUCGCCUCAGUCAUGGUGACCAAAACGGCAAGUGGCGUCCACAUGGAAGGACUGGUUAGUCCAACUCACAGAAUAAAACCAAUGCCGGUCUCGGAGAAGUCUGACGACGGCGUUGUGCCCCACGAGAUCCACGAGAUUGAACACAAACAAAUGCUGGACAAAACGCUAACCUACAGGAGCAAUGCUUCAAAGGGUGCUGCUAGUGAACGAGCGCUCUCGUCUAGAGUCAGCGUUCCUGCUCAAGUAACCGUAGAAGUGUUCGUUGUUUUAGACACAUGGCAUCACCGCCACUUCACGAGCACAAAGCAUGCACUGUGGUAUCUAUGCGUCAUGGUAAACUCGGCGAACAUAAGAUACCGAGACGCGUCGAAUCCAGAGGUACGACUUCUUCUUACCGGUGUGGAAAAAGCUGUGGAAGAAGACUACGUUGUGUCAGCAAAAAAUGAUAAUGGCUAUCUGUUUGACGACGGAACGAUACCAAAGUUCAGAAAGUACGCUGUCUCGAAAAAGACAGCGUACGGCCACCCAGAUAUUGUCUUUCUAAUGACUGGGCGCGACGUGUUCACAGUUUACGAGGGUAAGGUUACUGACGCAGGCUCAGGUAUUGGUUACGUCUGCGGUGUCUGCACUGAUUUCUACGUAGGAUUAGGAGAAGACAAACCGGGACUUUUCAGUGGGACGCACACCUUUACCCACGAAGCUGCUCACCUGCUGGGCGCAAAGCAUGACGGAGAUGGUCCCAACGAGGCUAUGCCUGGUCACCCUGGAGCGAAGAGCUGCUCGUGGGAUUGGGGUCAUAUCAUGAGUUACAUAAACAAAGGUCCUUCUCACCACCGGUUUUCGACGUGCACCUUGGCACAGAUUAGAUUCGUUCUUAGCCGAGCGGGUGAAAACUGCUGGAAGGUACUAUCGAAAGGGACUUAUGUGAAGAACGUGUACCCAGGAAUGGCAGUAACGUUUCAACAGUUCUGUGCGGUCAUGCCUUACGACAAAGAGAACUCCACCUACGAAUACUCCACCGUUAACCAAACAAAUUGCAAAGUGCGCUGCAAUUUCUCCAAAACACACUGGUAUCAUGGAUACAGUGGUCUGGAAAGUUACAAGGUGAAAUUUUACUACGACGGAGAUGCACUGGACUACAUGCCCUGCGGAGACCAUCACGUCUGCAUCCAAGGACUGUGCAAGGAUAAACGUCAGAAUAAUUAUUACCCGAUAGGUGAAAGGAACCCCACACGCACUGGUGAAAGGAGUGAUGUUUUUACACGACCACUACGAAACGGACGGUAAAAGCGACAAAAUGGAUGUUCGCUUGGCGGCACGAUCCAAGAAGCUGGCAACAUUAAGGUGGCAGCACACGUAUGCAAAAUAAACGAUGCUCCACGAGA
Molecule: messenger RNA, 1707 nt
Organism: Rhipicephalus sanguineus (brown dog tick)
Lineage: Eukaryota; Metazoa; Arthropoda; Arachnida; Ixodida; Ixodidae
Product: venom metalloproteinase antarease TserMP_A
Exons: 13
Coding region: 8-1609 (533 amino acids)
Biological process (GO): proteolysis
Molecular function (GO): metalloendopeptidase activity
Source: RefSeq, a predicted model, not a curated record